Messenger RNA from Alternaria ventricosa, 381 nucleotides. RefSeq lists its product as uncharacterized. The transcript has 2 exons. Lineage: Eukaryota; Fungi; Ascomycota; Dothideomycetes; Pleosporales; Pleosporaceae. The record is from RefSeq and is a predicted model, not a curated record. The coding region runs from base 1 to 381 and encodes 126 amino acids.
AUGACCACCCACAUCGGGACUGAUGUAGCGUUAGUCCCCAAGCUCCUGAAGGGUCAACUCUCGCCUGCGUUGACCAGCGACCCCGUAGAGCAACCCUCGACAUUGCCAGUCCACCCCAUCGCCGAUACAGCUACGAAAAAUCUCAUGGAUCUUGCUGCCCUUGGCCCUUUUGCGCCCGCUACGAGCAGCCGUUCCAUGCAGACAAUGGAGCCCGCGAAACCUUCCACCAGUCCGCAAACCGACACUGAAGAAUUCGAUGACAUCGCAGCAGCGAUCAGUCUGAUGAUGAUGCAGACUACCGACUCGGCCAAAGACAAGUUCUCCUUGGACAACAACCACCCCGGUGCCCUCGAAGCUCACGAAACCCUUCCAUGCGGGUGA